Messenger RNA from Closterium sp. NIES-67, 838 nucleotides. Lineage: Eukaryota; Viridiplantae; Streptophyta; Zygnematophyceae; Desmidiales; Closteriaceae. The record is from the annotation of a GenBank genome assembly.
UGCGCGCUUCCUUGGUGGAGAUUGGGACGCCCUCAUAGCAGAGGCGCUCCACCGCCGCACACCCCUCGCGGCAUGCACGACACGCCGCGCCCGCGCCGCGACUCCGACGCCUGACGAGCGCCGCAUUGCCCGUUGCCUCCGCCUGGCAGCGUGCAAUGAGACGUCACGUGCUUGUGCGGCCUUGGAGUCGGCAGAGGCGGCCCCGGACGGAGAUCAGACGGUGCACCGCCUACGGGCGAAGCACCCUUGCGCGGAGCGCCCCAUCCCAGCAUGGGUGGCCUCCUUCCGGGAUGCAGCCCUGGUCCUGAGCAUUGAGCAUCUGCGCAGGGCCAUUUUCACCGCUCCGAGGGGCUCUUCGGGAGGACCUUCGGGAUGGGUGGCCGAGCACUUCCGCGACACCUUCUUGGCCUUCCCGAAGGCCCUCCCUACCUUGCUUGCUGUCUACCAGCAGUGGCUCCGGGGCGACUGCGCCCCGGCCGCACUUCCCAUGCUGGCAUCAUCCACCCUCGUCGCGCUCUCCAAGCCGAACAUGGACGUUCGGCCGAUAGCCAUAGGCGAGAGGCUGGCACUGGAGCCAGUGCUGGCGGACGGGGACGUGCAGCUGUGGUCAUACGCGGAUGACACGUGGCUGCGCACCUGCUCUCAGCAUGCGUCAGCACGCGCCCUCAGUACCUAGCGCGCACGGUCCCGCCCACACAGGCGGUGCGCUCCAUCUUCGCGCGCUGGGACGAUGGCCUCGGCGAGGCCUUCCAGCGGCUAUUCGUCGCGGGCACCUGGAGCGGAGGAGGAGAGAUACGCGGCGCGGCCUUGGACCAGGCAUUUCUGCCCAUUAGGCUGG